Molecule: messenger RNA, 4148 nt
Organism: Coregonus sp. 'balchen'
Lineage: Eukaryota; Metazoa; Chordata; Actinopteri; Salmoniformes; Salmonidae
Source: the annotation of a GenBank genome assembly
GGGGUGGCCUACAGGGAGAGACUGCUCUGAAGCAAUAAAUAGAAGGAAAGACCAUGAUUUCUUCCCAAACUGAACUACCAAAGGAGAGAGAUGAUAGCCUGCCUUAAUGCUGUUUUUCUUUACCCCUGGGCCUGAGAAACCUUUUAAAUCUCUUCAAAAAAUGUUGCCACAGAUGAGGACCGUAGGCUAAACAACAUUCCUGGAAGUGCUAUUCUCUCCACUCCAAGUCAUGAUCAGCUCAAUGUGUGUGUCCUCUCAGGGCCAUACUUCAGCCCAUGGCCACGACAGGACGUCGUCGAAAACAUGUCUAAGGGAAGACUGGGACAAAAAAGGGGAUGUCACAAAAAAGGUUGUGAUCAACGUUGGUGGCAUGCGUCAUGAAACUUACAUGGGCACUCUCAAGAGCUUGCCUGGUACCCGUUUGGCUAAACUGAUGGACCAUGACCCCAGUGGUGACCCUGAAAUAUUCUUUGACAGACAUCCAGGUGUUUUCUCCAAUGUUCUGAAUUACUACAGAACUGGUAAGCUUCACUGUCCAAAAGAUGUCUGCGGUCCCCUUUUUGAAGAGGAGUUGGCUUUUUGGGGGGUCGACGAGGUGGACGUGGAACCUUGUUGCUGGAUAACAUUCUGCCAACAUAGGGACGCCGAAGAGGCCCUUGCAGCGUUCGGACCAUCUGACUCAAAUGUGCACCACAAUGAAGAGUUUCCAGAGCCAUUCGAUAUUGAGGACAACCCAGAUAAUUCUCAGAGCUGCUUCAAAAGGUGGAAACCGAAAAUAUGGUCUUUAUUUGAUGACCCGUUCUCGUCUAAGGCUGCCAAGGUUUGUAUUCUUUAUUCUCUCCCAAUGAAAAAUCAGGCUAGUCAGUGUGAGGCUGGCAAUUCCCUCUGGGCAUUCCUACCAUGCUGUGGAGAAGGUGGUAUGGUAGCAGGCUGGCUCUGUUUACUGCAGUUAAAAACCAUAUGGCUUUUCCAUAAACCAAACAGCUCUAAUGACUGUCCAGAGCAGGCAGCAGGCAUAGAAACGGAUCACAGCAUUGAAACGGAGUCACUCAUUUUUAAGAAAAAUAAACACUUGCAAUGGCUUGGAGAAGCACGUGGAAGCAGCUCUGAUAGCCUGAAGCAUGUCUGAUAUAUCACACCCCUUUAAAGGCUGUGGCUGUGAAUAUUGAGUUUUGCCCCUGCUCUGCCCCUCUGGAAACCGCUUUCUCAAAGCUAUGGAUCCGGAUCACGUUCUGCGCAUGUGUUAUUUUACGCACACAUUUUUUCCUAUUUAGUUGCAGCUCACUUGCCACCAGUCCCUUCACAUUUCUCUCAUUACUCACCCUCUUCUGAACCAUGAUGAUGUAGUCUAUGUCACUACCUCAUAUUUCUGAACAGCUGAAAUAAAAACCUUGCUGUGAUUUGAACUAACAUUCAAGGCCAUUAUGAAGGCUACAACCUUCUCUGUCUGUUGGAAUGGAUAUUGCAGUUCCACAAGCAGGACAGCGUACAUACAUGUUGCAUUGGAGCAAAAACUAUCUGCGUUUUGUGAGAUGAUGUAGGCUAAUCUUUGUAGUUGCUGCCAUAUCGUUGCCACUGGCCAGAGUUGCUGAAAUAGAACUUUGACUGCCUGUCCGCCUCCUGCUUAGCCAAUGUUUGCAAUGAUGAUUAAAAGAUAACAUUAAAUUGCUAAUUAGACUGUAUCUCUGUGUCUUGCUUGUGUUUGAUAUGCUACCUAAAUAGCUGCAUGUAACUCCCCACUUGAGUUUUGCCUUGGGGCAAAAAACUAUCUGCAAGUUUUUACGAACAUGUUUAAUCGUCUUUUGUGUACAAUAUGUAAAUAGCUGCAUGUAGCCUAAUUCCCCUCCUGAAAAAAUAACAUGAAAUCGUGCAUAUGCUUAAUAGCCUACUGAGGCAUGGAAUGCAAUAAAUAGUUGGAACAUGUCAACCAUGCCCUUUGUGUUCAACAUAAGAUUUGUAGGCUACACCCCAGGCAAAGGUGUUCAAGGAGGGGGAAGCGGCAGCGGAGCACUGGGCAGCAGCUACUCAAAAAAAAAAUAUAUAUUGCACAUGCACAGAAAUCUCCAUGUAUUUAGCCAUGGCAAAUCAGGUUUCCAAAAAAUCCGGAACCGCAACCACUCCAUUAAUUAAAUGGAAAAUGCCGGAGACCACAAGAACAAAAUCAAAUAAAAUCAAACAUAUUUCUAUAGUACAUUUCAUUGCUGCCUUGCAGCAACACAAUGCACUUCACAAAUAAAAAUAGAAAACAAAAAGGAAUAAGAGAUAAAUAAAAGUAAUCACAGACAAUAAAGGGCAAUAAAAACGAGUACAAAAGGUAGAAGUAUAAACCACAUUUUACAAAUAAGUAAAGGCUAAAAGGUGUGUGCAAAAAUAAAUUAAAAAUCCACUGUUUCUACUACCCUCAGAUUCUCAGGUAGGCUGUUCCAUAGGCUAGGACUGUAAUAAUAAAAGCAGCUUCACCAGAAUUGAAGCUUCAGGGUGAAUCUAAAUUCUAUCUUCUUGAUAUCUUACAUACGUUUUCCUUUCCUCCUUCUUAAAACAGAGAAGAUUAGAGUGCAGGAACUUCAGAUCUUCUGCUCCGAUGUGCUUUGAUAAGGAGAUGGGCAGAGAAGAUGUGAGGAAUAAAAAAUUCAAUUGAGAUUCACCCUCAGAGUCCCUUGAAUGGUUCAGUCAUGUAACUCCCAUUGAGUCAUGUCACCCAAACGGAAGGUAAUGUGGCUCCAUAUGAAACAGCGACCAUGGGAUUGAGCCAGUUUAGGAGACAGCACACAAGCCUAAUAAUCUCACCGACCAACAGCCUUUUUUAUACAGUACCAUUGUAUAUCCAACACGUCAAUCAAACUGCAAAGACAAAUAAAUGAGUGUGUUGUUUGUGUCUUUAAUCAUUAUGAGAUGAUCCACUCAGUCAUAUGAUGCCUCUUGUCAUUUGCAGGUCAUUGCGUUUCUUUCCCUCUUCUUCAUCCUCCUUUCCAUCACAGCUUUCUGUCUGGAGACACAUCAGAGCUUCCAAACGUUAGAGAACCGCACAGAGCUGGUCAUAGAUGGGAACCACACCGAAGAGGUGACGUACUAUGAGAUAGUGACCGAACCUGCUCUGACCGUGGUGGAGGGCGUCUGUGUGGUGUGGUUCAUAUUUGAGUUUCUGGUACGUUUCACCUGCUGCUCCAACAUACUGGUGUUUGUGAAGAACAUACUGAACAUCAUUGACUUUGUGGCCAUCCUGCCCUUCUUCCUGGAGGUGGGGCUGAGUGGGAAAGCCCUGGGCUUCCUGCGUGUGCUGCGCUUUGUGAGGAUCCUGAGGAUCUUUAAGCUGAUGCGCCACAUGGUGGGCAUCCGUGUGUUAGUCUACACACUAAAGGCCAGCGUUCCAGAGUUCUGCCUCCUCGCUGUCCUCUUUGGAAUUGGAAUACUAAUUUUCAGCACCCUGGAAUUCUAUGCAGAGCGAGUACAUGGUGACCCUGAAGACCCAACUUUGGCUGCACACACCAAUUUUAAGAACAUCCCCAUAAGCUUCUGGUGGGCGGUGGUUACCAUGACAACCCUGGGCUAUGGGGACAUGUACCCGGAGACCUGUUCCGGCAUGGUAAUUGGAGCCCUGUGUGCUCUGGCAGGUAUUCUGACCAUAGCCAUGCCUGUCCCAGUCAUAGUCAAUAACUUCCGCCUGUACUACUCCCUGGCCAUGGCCCAACAAAAGCUCCCAAAGAAGAAGAAGAGGCAACACCUGCCCUGUCUGGAGCGCUUAGCCAGCCAUCCCCAAGAGCAGACAGAAUUAUGCCUGUAAUCAGGGGUGCGGUCUUAUUCAGGUAUUUUAUAAUAUUUGUAUAUUCAUAUUUGAUUAUAUUAAUAUCCCUAUUUUUGUUGCUCAGAAAACAAGCUCAAUUUUUCUCUCUCUUUCCCUCUUAGAGUCCAACGUGCCUUUAAUUGAAUCCCAGCCUAAGUCUGACUAUGAGACCCUGGAGGUAAAGACUGGAUCCUGAUUGUACCAUUACACCGGAUUGGGACAUUAUAGUUAUGUUAUACCAUGAAUAACAUUAUAACAUGUUACAUUUUAUCAUCUUUAUAGCCCAUCACAUGGUAUAACAAUAUUUGUUUGUGUGUAUUUAAAGUACUACAUAUUAUUGGUUUAUUGGUUUAUUCGGAUCCCCAUU